UUUAAUUGUGGAACAGUAUACUCUGUGCUUAGACAAGAUGAAAUCGUUUGUUGUAUUCUGUAUCGUGUUCGUGGUUGGGGUUUGCGCUACCGAAAAAGGCAACAAAAUCGCGAGUGAAUGCAUCAAGGAAUCCGGCGUUAAAUCCGAUGUCCUAGCUGAAGCGAAGAAAGGCAACCUUGGUGAUGACCCAGCAUUCAAAGAAUUCACUUACUGUUUCUUCAAAAAAGUGGGCAUUGUCGGUGAAGACGGCAAAUUAAAUAGAGAUGUAGCCAUUGCGAAAUUACCAUCUGGUGUUGACAAAGCUGAGGCAGAAAAGCUACUGGACUCCUGCAAAUCUAAGACUGGAAAAGAUGCCGUGGAGACAGUUUAUGAAAUCUUCAAGUGCUAUCAACAUGGAACUAAAUCACACAUUAUGUUCGCUUCGUAAGCUAAAAGGGGUCUAAUGUCCAUUCUCACCAACUUCUAAAUUAAAUACUAGCUAGGAAAGGUAAUAUUUUGGCGUUGGCCAACUUAUAAAUAACACCUAUAGUUGGUUUAGGUGUUUCCUUUACGUUAAGUAACUCUUAGUUAAAGAGUUGGUUGGUGAAAUGGCCAUUAAUCUUUCAAUACUUUAGUUUUUAUACUCCGAAUGACCCCCGUCAGCAAAGUUUUGACCUCAAAAUGACCCCAUUGUUAAGUUUCUGUUUUACAAUUUUGUCUCUAGAUUUUUCAGUUAUGUUUAUAUUUAUAACAGUUUUAUGGCUCAUUUGUGUUUUAUGCAUACUUAGUUAUAAUUGUGAUAAUGAUUUAAAAACAAAAAAGAUAAUGUGGAUAGAAUUUCAGAUGCGAUAAUUUGCCGCAUCUGAUGUUUCAGAAAUGUUCAACGCGUUAGUAUACUUUAGGUAAUCAGAAAAUGUGAUUAAAAAUAGAAUACAUAUUUUUUAGUAUCAUUAAAUACCUACUGAACACUAGAAAAAUA
Molecule: messenger RNA, 958 nt
Organism: Spodoptera litura
Lineage: Eukaryota; Metazoa; Arthropoda; Insecta; Lepidoptera; Noctuidae
Product: B1 protein
Biological process (GO): sensory perception of smell
Molecular function (GO): odorant binding
Source: RefSeq, a predicted model, not a curated record